Molecule: messenger RNA, 2746 nt
Organism: Panicum virgatum (switchgrass)
Lineage: Eukaryota; Viridiplantae; Streptophyta; Magnoliopsida; Poales; Poaceae
Product: zinc finger MYM-type protein 1-like
Exons: 4
Coding region: 158-2560 (800 amino acids)
Molecular function (GO): protein dimerization activity
Source: RefSeq, a predicted model, not a curated record
AGAGCCCUGGACCCGCGUUCCGCGGUCCUGAUCCACGGAGGAGGCGGCGAGGCCGCCGCGCGGGCGACGGGCCGGCGUGGCCGCGGGCAGCCGAGCGCGACGAAGUCCGCUCAGGUGCACGGCCGGAGAACGCCAGCAGCUCAGAACGAAUUGCAAGAUGUCGAAGAGAACAUUGUUCACCUAUUAUUCAAGCAGUAGCAGUACUCCUACUCCUCCAGAAACUAAUGCAAGGCCCCCAAAAAACCGCAGAGUAGAAUUUUGUGCAUCAGAUAUCAUUAGUGACCCUGGAUUGCGCAAGCCAAUUGAUGAGUAUUCGUUUGAGAUUAGAGAUCAAGAUAAGAGGGCAUAUGCUUUGAGGGGUCCAACUCAACAACCAGUUGGCUUUACAUUUCCUCGCUCAUGGAAAAGUGGUGAAUGGAGAUCUUUUCAGCAGCAUUGGUUUGGGACUUAUGAUUGGCUGGAGUAUAGUGAGUCAAAGGAUGCAGCAUUUUGUUUUUAUUGUUAUCUUUUCUUUGAGCCAGGAAAGCCCGAUAAAUGGGGGAGCAGUGUCUUUGCAAAGGUCGGUAUAGACAAAUGGAAGAAGGCUUUGGAAAAAUUUGAUAAACAUGGUGCUUCACAUUCUCAUUGUAAUGCAAGGCUGAAGUGCGAUGAUUUUAUGAAUCAAAGAACAAGUGUCACUCGGAAAUUUGAAAAGCAAAGUAAGGAGGAAGAUAAUCGAUACAAAACUCGCUUGUCAUCUUCUUUAGAUGUUGCAAGGUUCCUCAUACAGCAAGGUGAUGCUUUCCGUGGACACGAUGAGUCCUCUACUUCGCUCAACAAGGGAACAUUCAGAGAGAUGAUUGACUGGUACAAAGACAAGGUCGAAGUGGUUAAGGAUGCAUAUUAUAAAGGCUCUAAAAAUUGCCAGAUGUUGUCUCCUUUUAUUCAGAAGGAUCUUACAAAAGCUUGUGCAGAAGAAGUCACAUCAGUGAUUAUGGAUGAGAUUCAUGGCAGGCGAUUCUCGGUGCUUAUUGAUGAGUCUCGAGAUGUAUCUAUAAAGGAGCAAAUGGCUAUGGUUCUGAGGUUUGUGAAUGAUGAAGGAAAGGUGCUAGAGAGAUUUCUUGGACUUAAACAUAUUGAUAAAUGUACAUCUAUUGCAUUGAAAGAAGCUUUGGUCGGUAUGAUUUCUAGCCACAAGUUAAGCAUGAAUAUGAUUCGUGGACAGGGUUAUGAUGGAGCUUCCAAUAUGAGAGGUGAAUUUAAUGGCGUGCAGAAAUUGGUUCGUGAUCAAAAUCCUUAUGCCUUCUAUGUGCAUUGUUUUGCCCAUCAAUUGCAAUUAGUGGUUGUCGCCGUUUCAACUUCUACUCCAGCUAUUGCAGAUUUUUUUAACUAUGUCCCUUUGAUAAUCAAUACUGUGGGUGCAUCUUGUAUGAGAAAGGAUAUCUUGCUUGCAAAACACCAUGAUAGUUUGUUAGAAAAAUUAGAGAAUUGUGAGAUUGCCACUGGAAGAGGUUUAAACCAAGAAAGUAGCCUUGCUAGGCCUGGAGAUACUAGAUGGGGCUCCCAUCUUAAAACAUUGCUUCGUAUUUUGGUUAUGUGGGAAGCUAUAUUGGAGGUGCUUGAGAUUGUGAAAAAAGAUUCCAUUAAACCUACAUGUACUGGUGGUGCUUUUGGUCUGAUUAGUAAAAUGGAAAGCUUUGAUUUUGUGUUCAUCAUGCAUUUGAUGAUUGAAAUAUUGAGCACCACAGAUACUUUGUCACGUGCUUUGCAAAGAAAGGAUCAAGAUAUUGUCGAGGCAAUGCAUUCUAUCAUGAGUGUGAAAGAGACCUUGCAGGAUAUGAGGGACAAUGGAUGGGAGCCGUUAUUCAGAAGAGUGAAGUCAUUCUGUGAUAAAAAUGAGAUUGAAGUGCCAGAUAUGGAUAAGGAGGUAAAUGCUAGAGGGACAUCUGUACGUAGAAGGCAAAAGGUAACAAACAUGCAUUUCUACCAUGUUGAGAUUUUUCUUGCUGCCAUUGAUGCCAUUUUGACUGAGAUGAAUCAUCGAUUUAGUGAAGCUAGUUCAGAGUUGUUAGUAUGCAUGGCUUCACUUAAUCCAAGGAACUCCUUCUCUAAUUUUGAUGUGGAUAAGCUUGUGAAACUUGCUGAAAUAUAUGCUGAAGAUUUUGAUGUCGGACAUCUUGCGGUGUUGCCAAGUCAACUUAAAGCAUUCCACCAACGUGCUAAAAGAAAUAGAGAGUUUCUUGGGUGCACAGAACUUUCAAAGGUUGCUGAAAUUAUGGUCAAGACAACCAUGAAUACCUCUUACCCAUUAGUUUAUCGGCUCGUUGAGCUCACAUUGAUACUUCCAGUGGCAACAGCUUCGGUUGAGAGGGUUUUUUCAGCUAUGUCUCUUUUAAAGACGGAUUUGCGCAGAAAAAUAGGAGAUGAAUGGCUCAAUGAUUUGAUGAUAUGCUAUGUUGAGAAGGAGAUAUUUAGAAGCAUUAGUAGUGACAAAAUCAUACAUCGGUUUGAAGAUAUGAAAAAACGUCGUAGGCUUGUGCCUAAAGACAAUUUAGUGAUUGCUCCUCAUGGGGAAGAUUGAAGAAGAAUAACGGGUGUCAUUGUCAGCACGCCUCCGCCUCAUUAUGUUUUGGUUUCAUGUUUUUUAAUGGGCAAAACUGCAUAUUCGUCUUUUGCUACUUCUCGUAAUGUACUUAUCUAUGUUUUCAUGAACAUGUCGUUCUAGUAUUGGUCUAGAUUGUAUGCUGGCAGUUGGCUUCAGCCCCCC